AUGACAGCGACUCUCGUUUGUCGGCUACAUGUACUCGUGACCCUCCUCAGCUAUGUUCACGGUCUGAGCGUAGUCAUUGCAGGAGGGACAGGGCGGGUUGGAAAAGUCAUCUUGCCGCUAUUGUCAAACCAUGACGUAAGUGUUCUUACACGGAAUUCGUUCUUAGCCUCGGCUCCAAACCGGGUCACGGAAGACUUUGGAUACCUCGGAAAGACGUUUUUGGAAAAGAAUCCGCAUGUAAAACUUCGUGACUGGGACGGUGGUGAUCUUCUAGACAUCGUAGGGCAAGAUUGGGUGGGCUGGUCCGAUGAUGUUUUGAAGAAGGCUGACGUAAUAGUUCAUAUGGUAGGAGGGUACACCGAGCAACGCACCAAGGCAGCAGAAAGGCUUGUCCAAGAGUCAUAUCGCUUGAAGUCAGAAGCUCUACAUAUCACUGUGAAUCCAGUGGAGGCAGACAUCCCUCUAUUGACGCCUGGAAUGGUCACGCUAAAGACGAAAAGGAUUCAAGACUGUGAAAACAUCGUCAAAGAUAAUUGUGCCAACACCGCCUGCCUGCGGCUUGAGGCAUACAAGACGGAUGAGCUGUGCGACGAAAUACGCAAGACAAUAGACGAUUGGGGCCCGUAA
Cylindrotheca closterium is the source of this 627-nucleotide messenger RNA. The record is from the annotation of a GenBank genome assembly. NCBI's taxonomy places the organism in Eukaryota, Bacillariophyta, Bacillariophyceae, Bacillariales, Bacillariaceae.